Pyricularia pennisetigena is the source of this 2214-nucleotide messenger RNA. RefSeq lists its product as uncharacterized. Lineage: Eukaryota; Fungi; Ascomycota; Sordariomycetes; Magnaporthales; Pyriculariaceae. The record is from RefSeq and is a predicted model, not a curated record. Gene Ontology annotation, biological process: regulation of transcription by RNA polymerase II. The coding region runs from base 52 to 2214 and encodes 720 amino acids. Gene Ontology annotation, cellular component: nucleus. The transcript is spliced from 3 exons. Gene Ontology annotation, molecular function: RNA polymerase II transcription regulatory region sequence-specific DNA binding; DNA-binding transcription factor activity, RNA polymerase II-specific.
ACGACAACGAAACGACAACAUCAAAGAGACGGCCUCACUCCGACGCACAACAUGACCGCCGCCAUGAAGGAGCCACCACUUCUCGCGGCACGCGAUCACGGCGCGUCCUAUGCGCCGACGAACCUGCGUCCACUCGUAGCCCGCGCGGAGAUUUUUGCGCGAUCAAAUGACUCUCCACUGUCGGCGGGUGGCAUCGCAGGCGCUGUGAUUGGUAGCGUCGUUGGCGCAAUUGUGAUUGCCUUUUGUGCAUAUCCUUUUAUCGUACGGUACAGGCGGAAGAGGCGAGGCGAUGCCCCAUUCGAUCCCGAGGCGGAGAUACAGGCUGCCCAACAACAGGCGAUGAAUGGAUCCGAAAACUCACCCGUCACGAAGCAACUCUCUAUGGAUCAAUAUGGCCGUGGACAGCCCAGCUCUGAGGAUAGCAAUGCUGCUGCUUCAAUGUUCAAGAAUGGGCCGGCUCAACAAGCCAGCCCUGGGAGCCCGCAAAACGGGCAGUCGGCCGCUGCGAUUUGUACACCUCCGCCAGAUCGACAACAUCAGUCACCAAAUCUGGAUUCCAUGGCUGGGCCCCAGCGGGCAGCCACAAACCUCACGGCAACAACUUUUGGCACACAGAUGACGACUCCGCCGCCAGAGAAGGAACGCCGAGGCUCUCAGGCUUCCACAUGGUCCGCACUAUCCAAAGCAAUGCGCUCUACCACCUCUGUGUUUCGUAGGACGAGCGAGAGGUCGAUGCCGCAGCAUUAUGCAUCCCAGGAUUCUUCGUGGACGCAGGCUCCAACGGGCCAGCCCAUGUAUCAAGAGCCCCUUUCCAUGGCCCCCGUGACGACGACCUACUCGACCAGCGGAGCGGCAGCAGCGUAUUACUACCCAGAGGGAGUGCCCGUAACUCAAUUGAACACACCGAUGACGGCACAGCCGAGCAUCUCUACCUUUGCCGACGCCCAAGCCUUUUCUCACAUGGGUACAGGAGCGCAGCCGGACCAAGAAUUCUCGCAGGGUUUACAACAGCCCGGCUACUCUGACCAGAAAAACAAUUCCUUGAUGACGCCGUCGCAAUCACCUGACAUGGUUAACCAGGGCUUCAAUGGAACACCUGUCUCGGGCCUUCAAAUGUUUGGCGCACCUACACAAGGGCAAGGGAUGUCAAACUUGGCUGGUGGAUCAGCAGAGGAUUUCACAUUCCCUCUGGGCACUGGGCAGUUGACGGCUAAUGGUCUUUCUAUCGUCAGUGGGACUGUCAACCCGCAAGAUCUCAACGCUGUGAACGCUGGCCUGAUGCCAGAUUGGCAAGCUGACCUUGGCAAUACUGGCUACCCUUCAGACCUGGGGGAGACGACCUCGUCACAGCAUAUUUCCAACCCCUCUCAGAUGCAAAUGAGUGAUCACCAAUUCUCGAAUAUACAGCAUCAGCAGGAAUCAAAUAUUGAUAUACCUAUUGGCGACAUCAGAGCGAUGGAUAAUUUCUUCGAAGGUGUCCCUGGAUAUACCAAAUCCGAGGCUGUCAACACCGAAACGACGCAGCCAAUGCAACAGUAUCCCCAAACAACUUCAGCCGCACCACUGCAACCGUACCAACCUUCCCCUCCGCUUGCGGCCCCGUAUACUCCUGUUUUAAUCAAGUCUGAGCCCGAUAUGGUUGAAAAUGUCUACAUGGAUUCUUUCGAGAACGCAUUUAACCCUGCACCAGAUCGCCAAGGUCACAAGCGCGACUACUCACAUUCAUCGGUGUCUGUCGGGAUACCAUCAAACUUUGCAAAUACUCCCAGCACACAUAUCACGGGGACCUCGUCUAGCUAUAGCGGCAGCUUAUCUCCCUGCCCUCCGCCACAGCAAGGCAUGUCUCCUGGAGAAGCGUCAGGCUCCGAGGCACCAAAACCUUUCAAGUGCGGUGACUGUGGCCGAGAAUUUGAGGAGAAGCAUAAGUUGAAUCACCACGUUCGAUACCACGACCGGAAGUAUCGCUGUUCGUAUACAGACUGCACAGCCACUUUCGGCACCAAGACUCAUCUGGAGCGCCACGUCAACGACAAGCAUACCAAGUCCAAGGGCUUCCACUGUAGCGUUGAAGGCUGCCCAUACUCUCGUGUCAACGGUAAAUCGUUUCCUCGCAAGGACAACUGGCGAAGGCAUAUGCAAAACAAGCACAAGCGCGAUCCGGACCAGGAACCGGUCGUUGCGGCCGAAGUCGAUCAAUCUAUGACGGAGUCUUAG